AUGUAUUAUUGCGUUGCAAGGGGCGGUGACGCCGAGGGGGGGAGGUGCCAGUGGCCCCGACGCCGAUGGCGACGCCGGCGGCCCACAUCCCAACAGCCCACGCGUCCGCCUGCCUGGCCCACCUCCACCUCGUACAUUUCGUCACGUCACUGUCCACUCGCAUCCACCCAUCAUCACACAAUGGAGCUGCCGCCACUGACAUUCGAGCUCGCACGGCUGAGCCCGUACACGCUAGUGCCGGGCGCGGCCACGCCGUCGCCGUUCGACGUGGUGCCCUCAGCGGCGGACGCACGGCCCGCGCCGGGCCUGCCGACGGGCUUCACCGUGUCCCCGACGAGCAACUAUCCCGCGCCGUUCGGGUUCGCGAGCCUCGGCGAGCGCGUGAGCGCGCAUGUGCGGCUGACGUCGGCGCACCCCGCGCAGGAGCCAGUGCGCGGGGUCAAGAUGAUGCUCGAGGUGCAGAGCCCGUCGGGGAGGUUCCGCCUCGGCGAGGUCAUCCACGGCACGGGCGGGCGCGAGGCGGGCUCGGAGCCUGCGCAGGCCGAAGAGCGCGCAUGGGACGACUUGCCCCGCCUCGAGGCUGGCGAGGCCGUCGAGAUCGACUCGGGACACGAUAUCAGCGAGCUCGGGAGCCAUAUCCUCAUCUGCUCGGUCGCGUGGGAGACGCCCGAUGGGCGGAGGACGUUUCAGCGGUUUCUCAAGUUUACCGUCAACGCCCCGCUCGCAAUCAAGACACGAGUCCACACCGCGACGCACCCCAACUCGGCCCUGUCGCCAUCCCGCCGCGCAGACGUCUACCUCGAGGUCCUGAUGCAGAACGUCUCCCCUGCGGCGAUGGAAUUCGGCGAUGUGAUCCUCAACGCCGUCGAGGGGCUUGUCGCGCGGCCCAUCCUGCCGGCCGAAGCGCCCGCCGACUUUGAGGUCUCUAAGCACGCCGCCGAGCCGCCGUCCCUGCUGCCAGGCGACACGAUGCAGCGGCUGUUCGUGCUCUCGCCCGCGGCGGACACGGGAGCGCUGUCGUCCUUCCCGCCGACGUACGCGGCCGGCACCGUCCUCCCACUCGGCCGGCUCGACAUUGCGUGGAUCGCCGGGCCGUACCGCGACCCGGGGCGAUUCCAGACAUCGACGCUGAACCGCCGUGCGCCGGCACCAGCCACAGCAGCCCGCGCGCCGCCAUCCCGGCCCAACUCGGUGCUUGGCGCGCCGCCGCUGCGCGCGGCAACAGGCUGGGAGUUUGACCUGACCCUCGCCGACGCGCCGCGCGAGGCGGCGCUCGAGGAGCCGUUUGAGCGCACGCUGCGCGUCGCUGUGCGCUCGGCGCCAGUGGCCGAGGGCUCGGCGGCCCCGCCACCGCUCCAGCUCGGAGUGCAGUUCCUCGCGGCGCCACCACCCGCCAACGCACCACCGCCGCCGGCGUCGGCGUCAGCGCCGGCACUCGCCCUCUCGCCGCCGUCGCGGAGCGCCACGCCGGUGCGCGGCGCGUCGCCUGCUGUCCCCGGCCGGCCAUUCUCGCCCGGCAGCACGCCGUCGCGGCCGAUGACGCCCGUGUCGGCGCAAUUACGCCACGCCGUCGUGUCCAACAUUGCGAGCCCGUCGGCGCCGUCGACCCCCGCAUCACCAGGGUUCGGCACGCCGGCGCCACCACCGCCCGCGCCGGCCCCAGCGUUCCCGCCCGCGCCGGUGCUCGACCGCAGCGGCGUGUCGUUACCGAAGCGCGGGCUGCCCGCUGCGCGGGCUGGGCGUGCCGCUCCUGUCGGCUCGACGCUCGUGCUCCCGCCACCCGCAGAGUGGACGCUGCUCGCCGAGCGCCCGGGCACGACGUACGCUGCCGAGGCGCCGGGCACGACGACGUCGCAGCGCUGGGAGGCGGCGUACGAUGUGCCAGCGCGGUACGUCGCGCUGGGUGAGGGGCUCGCCGAGCUGGGCGGCCUGCGCGUCCUGGUGCUGCAUGACGACUCGGCCACGACCGGCUCCGUGGGGCGCGAGUGGGAGAGCUUGGGCGAUGUUUGGAUCGCCGCGGCGUGA
Molecule: messenger RNA, 2025 nt
Organism: Vanrija pseudolonga
Lineage: Eukaryota; Fungi; Basidiomycota; Tremellomycetes; Trichosporonales; Trichosporonaceae
Gene: C56C10.7
Product: putative trafficking protein particle complex subunit 13
Exons: 3
Coding region: 1-2025 (674 amino acids)
Cellular component (GO): TRAPPIII protein complex
Source: RefSeq, a predicted model, not a curated record